AUGGGUGAGCCUCAUAGCCGAAUAGAGGAAGAAUCUCCUGCCCAGCUCCCCCUCCUUGUUACAACGCAAACACAAGAAGAAGAGGAAAAGGAUUACCAUCUGGAUCGAAUUCUUCAUCGUUUAGAUGUUUUCCUAUGUUUCUUCGGCUUCCAUCAAUCCUCUGUACUGGGCUUUCUCCUUUCUUGGGCUGUAUUUCUUCUCUUUGGUGUUUCAGUCCCAGUUGUGAUACUUAAGCUCUUAAGUUGUUCCAACUGCGAGAAGUAUCAGAUAUACAACUUCGAGCUCGACAUCAUCGUCUCUCAGUCUUGUCUUACUGCUGUUUCCCUUGGUUGUAUUUCUCACAAUCUUCGUAAGUAUGGUAUUCGGAAAUUCCUCUUUGUUGAUCGGUUUCACGGCCAUAUGCUCAGUUUCCGCAAGGAGUACAUCGAGAUGAUCGAGGGCUUCUUCCGCUUGCUUGUUUACUGGAUGUUGCCCUGCUUCCUUCUGAAGAUUGCGCAUGAGGUGAUUCGUAUUAUAUAUGUGUAUCAUCAUUCCUGGUGGCAAUCUGUUGGUAUGUUUCUAGCCAUGAUUUUAUCAUGGGCUUAUUUGACCACGAUCUCUCUAUCAGCUUGCCUAUUGUUCAACUUGGUGUGCAAUUUGCAAGUUAUCCACUUAGACAAUUAUGGGAAGCUUUUGGAAAGGGAUUCUGAUGUUUCAGUCUUCAUCGAGGAGCACCUUCGUCUAAGGCAUCAUCUCUCUAAAAUAAGCCAUAGGUUCCGGAUUUUUCUUCUUCUGGCAUGCCUAAUCGUGACGGCAAGUCAAGUUGUGACUCUCUUCUGGGUUACAGGAUCUAGUGGAAUCAUCAAUUUCAUCAAUGGGGGUGAUUUUGCAGUCGCCUCAAUUGUUCAGGUUGUUGGAAUAGUUCUUUGCUUGAAUGCAGCUGCCAAGAUUUCCAGUAGAGUUCAAGGCAUCGUAUCAGUUGCAUGUAGAUGGCAUGCUCUAGUAACAUGCAAUUCUACCGAUGCUUCUGAAUCAGGGUUCUCAAAUAGUGCGGGGAACUUGGAGGCCAUGAAUUCAGCUGGCUCAUUACGUAUAAACUACUCUGAAAGUGAUUUGGAGUCGGUAGAUUAUUUUGCACCUCCCAUGAAUACACGACCAGUGUCCUAUUUAUCCACUUACCACAAGAGACAAUCCUUUGUGACAUAUUUGCAGUCAAAUCCUGGUGGGAUCACCAUUUUUGGAUGGGUAAUCGACCGGGCACUUAUUAACACCAUCUUCUUCCUUGAGUUUUCAUUGGUACUUUUUGUACUUGGAAAGACGUUAGUUUUGACUACGAAAUGACAGCCCUAUCGCCACCAUAUCUUUCCUCCUAGAACAUGAUCACUUGGCAGACAAGAAUUAUGAAACCCAUUUCCAGAUCGUGAAAGCUCCAGUCCUGUAAAAAUCCCACCUUUGGGGGUUUUUUUUUCCUGAUAUUUAUGGCAUCUACCAGAAGAAGGUGAAGUACCUGUGCUGCAUUUUCUUGUGUUUUUUGGACUUUCAAGUAUGUCCUACCCAGGUGGCAUGAUUACUCACCUACAAGAUU
This is a messenger RNA of Telopea speciosissima, 1564 nucleotides long. RefSeq lists its product as uncharacterized. The transcript is spliced from 4 exons. The coding region runs from base 1 to 1320 and encodes 439 amino acids. The record is from RefSeq and is a predicted model, not a curated record. NCBI's taxonomy places the organism in Eukaryota, Viridiplantae, Streptophyta, Magnoliopsida, Proteales, Proteaceae.